Messenger RNA from Anneissia japonica, 11248 nucleotides. RefSeq names its product microtubule-associated protein 1B-like. NCBI's taxonomy places the organism in Eukaryota, Metazoa, Echinodermata, Crinoidea, Comatulida, Comatulidae. Gene Ontology annotation, cellular component: neuronal cell body; microtubule; dendrite. The record is from RefSeq and is a predicted model, not a curated record. Gene Ontology annotation, molecular function: microtubule binding; actin binding. Gene Ontology annotation, biological process: axonogenesis; dendrite development; regulation of microtubule depolymerization. The coding region runs from base 1 to 7710 and encodes 2569 amino acids. The transcript is spliced from 4 exons.
AUGGCUUGCUCCUCGCAGGACGCAAACAUUGGAACCGUUUGUGGAGGAUUUCCACCAGAAUUCAAGUAUUAUGCUGUCAUUGUACUCGGUCAACCUCUAUCGGACGAAUACAUCGCUCCAUCUAUACAAGAAGUCGCAAAAGGUCUGAAAUGCUGGAAUAUUGAUGGCGAAGAUGCUGGACUAGAUGGAAACAUCUCAGCCCUCGCCCAAGCUGAUCUAAAGACUGAUGAAUCUGGUCGCAGUAGUAUCUGCCAUGCAGGAGAGAACCUGGGCAUUGUGAUGCUAAUUAGUCCUAAUGCCACUGCUGUGAAAGUUGAGCUUCAGAAUCUUUUGUCACAUUCAGCUCAGCACAAGUGCCUAAUAUAUGGAGGUCAUGUGGUUGAGAUCACUGGUGACUGGGUGCUCAGUGAUGAUACAUUCAAUCUUCAAGAUAUCAUUGAUAUCAUUUCUGAAGAAAAUGUUCAGAGUGCCCUAUCUAGUGCUGGUGAAGAGAAGCCAACAUUAUCUGUAUCUGGUUGUCAUUGGCCAGCUGGAACAGUAUCAAAACAAGAAUUUACCAAACUUUUAACUCUAACAUUUAACCCAAGUGACAUUAAAAACGAUGCUCAGAGUAUUCCGCAACUAGUGGAUGCACUAUCCACACAUGUGCAAGUGCCAUCUCCAUUUGACCAAUUAGAGCCACCAACAAUUGGUGUUGGAGUAAAGUGCAAAAUUUCAAAGCCAACUGUACUGAUCUUUCCAGCAGCAAAAGGUGAUUGUGCAUUCUUCGCCGUCAAUGAUUUCAGUAUCUUUAUUGGAGGUGGUUAUCCAGUCAAACCAUGCUUUUGGAAAUUUGCUAAGCACUUACACAGAAUAGAUGCCAUUCUAUUGCCACAUAUGCAGCCAGAUAGUGUCAUUGGAAUAAACAGCUUAUUGGAACGUAAAAUAGCAGAAGCCCAGCUUCCAGAACCUGAAAGAGGAACAGAGGAGUUUGAUGAAUGGCAGAUGAAAUGUAACUCACCAGAAGUAGGUGUUGUUUAUGUCAAUGCCCCAGAAGGAAAAAGCUCACCUAUGAGUUUGGUUCUUAAAACUGUUAGUAGUGGAAACAAAACAAUGCAACUGUUGAGAGAUUUGGACAUUGAACCAAUAAUGUGUACUUCGAAUAGCGGUAAAACAAUUGAACCAAUUACACUUUACCAGAAGGUGGGCAUUGGUAAACUUGAUAUGUUCAUACUAUCACCACCUAAAGAUGCAAAAGAACUGAAAGACUUUAUGCAACAGUGGAGCACCAAUGCAAAAUGUUUCACAAAGGCCAAAACGGGAGUUAGUGUAAAUGGAAAAGAUGGAGAUUUGGUACUCUCAAAUGUUGUGUCUGUUUGUGCCCUCAUUGUAUGGCAGCCAUAUAAUCCAAAUGAAAACAUUGUUAGAGUACUAUUCCCUGGAAAUGCUCCACAAAACAAGAUUUUAGAAGGACUGGAUAGAUGUAAGGAUCUGGAUUUUUUAAAACAUGCAGAUGUCACUAAAAACAAGCUUAAAAGUGGAGGAAAACCUUCAAAAAAAACUUCAGGCCGCACUUCAGCAAAAGGGAAAGUAAAUGGAGCUGUAAAUGGACUAGGAAAACCUGCAAGAGAUUCAAAAGAAGGAUCAAAAAGUAGCCUAGCUGUUACCACCACUAAUGAUGCUCCUUGCACAGAUGGGAUUCAUUGCAAUACUCCUCCACCAGAACUUGCUGAUCGUGUAUGCACUGAUGGAAUUCAUUGCAACACUCCUCCACCAGAACUUGCUGAUGGGGUUUGCACAGAUGGAAUUCAUUGCAAUACUCCUCCUCCAGAACUUGCUGAUGGAAUUUGUACAGAUGGGAUUCAUUGUAAUACUCCUCCUCCAGAACCUGCUGAUGGGGUUUGCACAGAUGGGAUUCAUUGUAAUACUCCACCUCCAGAACUUGCUGAUGGAGUUUGCAAAGAUGGAAUUCAUUGCAAUACUCCUCCUCCAGAACUUGCUGAUGGAAUUUGUACAGAUGGGAUUCAUUGUAACACUCCUCCUCCAGAACCUGUUGAUGGGGUUUGCACUGAUGGACUCCAUUGCAAUACUCCACCUCCAGAACUUGCUGAUGAGAUUUGCACUGAUGGGAUUCAUUGCAAUACACCACCUCCAGAGAUUGCUGAUGGUGGUUGCAAAGAUGGAAUUCAUUGUAAUACUCCUCCUCCAGAACCUGCUAAUGGGAUUUGCACUGAUGGACUCCAUUGCAAUACUCCUCCUCCAGAACUUGCUGAUGGUGUUUGCAAAGAUGGAAUACAUUGCAAUACUCCUCCUCAAGAUGGUAUUUGUGAUGAUGGCAUUCAUUGCAACACUCCUCCCCCAGAUGAGGAAGCUGAUGUUGAAAUUCAGAAGGUAUCAGAAAACAACCUGCCAGAUCCUGUACAGUUUACAAGCCAACAGCCAGAAAUGCAACCAAUAGGCUAUAAUCCUAGUGGUGAUGAUAUUGUUGCUCCAAUAGCAACAAAAGCACCAAUAGAAUCCCCAGAUGAGGGGUAUCCUGCUACAUCGCCAGAUCAGAACACAGCAAACAGUAUCGAUACAGAAACAUCAGAGGAUCAAAUGACAGACCAAUCUGUAGAAGACAUUUCACAGGAAGAAGUAAAUGAGCAAUUGAUUUCAGAAGAACAGGAUAAGAUUGAUGAUUCACCAGACGCUAGUCAGGAUUCCAUUCCAUUAGAUCAUCAACAGCAAGAACCAUGUCCAUGGGAACCGACUAUAGAGCUCUCCAAACAAAGUUCAGAACCUGAAGCUGGAGACCUAAGAAAUGUUGAAACCGUAUGUGAUGAAAAUCAAGAGAAGCAAAUUGAAGCUGAAGAAGUGGCAGUACAAGAAUCAAUCCCAUUGGAUGAGCCAACUGCAUCACAAAAUAUUGCUGUGGAUGAAGAAAAUGACCAUGAUGACUCAUCUGAUGCUGAGUCACAGGCGUCACAGAUUGAAGUUGAACAAACAGAAGAAGUACACAAAGCAGUGCAGAUGGGAGAUGAAGACAUUACUGAAGAUACAAGUACAGAUGUGACUGCUUCUGAAUUUGUUGAUAUUACAGUAGGACACAGUACAGAUCUAAGUUCAGAGACAAUGACUGAGGGUUCCUCAGAUUUUAAAGAAAUUUUAGAUUUAAGUGGUAUUCCUGAUGAAAGCAAGCAUCAAGAACAUAUUGUAGAGGUGGAAGCUGUAGGAACCAUUGCCAUUGCAGUUGAUCAUGAAACGGCAGAAACCAAGGAAGCUGAAACUGUAGAAUUGCAUGAUACUGAAGUAGAAACAGAGGACAAAUCUCUUGGUGAAAUGGCAACAGCAGAAGUCAUUCAUUCCACACCACAGGCUUCUGAAAACGUAGAGAAGAGUAGUGAUGUAGAGAAUAUUCCUGCUGAAGGUACACACCAAGUGUUCGAAGUGCCAGAAGAAAACCUUAUAGAGGAGCCCAAAGAAGUUUAUGCUAUGCAAGAUAAUGAAAAUUCACACCAGCUUGAUCAACAUGAAGAAAUAUAUAAAUCCAACGAUAUGCCCGAGAACACUGAAGAAAAAAUUGAUGAAGUUCAACUGCACGGGCACGUAGUUGAAGCAGAAAUGAUUGAUUCCACUGAUAUGGCCAAGGACACUGAAGAAGAAGUAGACGAAGUGCAACUGCAAGGGGAAGUAGCUGAAUCAGAUGAAGAAAAGCUUUUAAAAGAAAUGCAAGUACGUGAAUUGACAGAUGAUUCUGUAGAAGAAAAAAGUUAUAUGCAAGAAAAAGUCCAAAGUGAUAAACAAGCUGUAACAGAAGGAGCGCUUGAAACAGUAGAAACUGAAGUUGAAACAGGUAUUGAAGAAUUUGAAAGCUUGCCUGAAGAGCCACAUGAUAAACAACUAGAAAGAAGUGAAGAAGCUUUAGAAGAUCAUAAGCAACAAAAGAAUGUUUAUGCAGUUGAAGAAACAGAAAGUAUUGAGGCGGAAAAAGGUGAGGAAGACAUUCUAAGUGGAAUGGUAGAAGUGAUUUCAGAUGAUAUAACUGAAGAAAACAUUGACACAAGUUUUCAGCCACACCAUGUUCACAGUGAAACAGAAGAGGACAAGCCUGAUGAGGCUGAGAAAGAUGAAAACAAACACUCAAAUUUCGAUUUACUAAAUAAGUCGGAGGCAACAGAAAUGUCAGAAGAGAUUUCAAAUGUAGAAUCUAAACAUCAAGAACUUGCAGAUAGUGAAUGUGUGGAUAGAGAGGAGGUUAAACCCGAGGAACAAUUGAAAUAUGAAAAGAUUGAGAUUGCUGUAGCUGGUGAAACAGAAGCAUUCCCUGGCGAAACAGAGAACAUUAAAUUUGAAAAGCCAGCAUCAGAUGAUGAACCUGGUGAAACAAUAGAUAAUCCUCAGGAUGAAACAGAUAUCCAAAGAGAAGAAAAACUUGAUGUGCAAUGUGAAGAGCUUCCAAAAGACGGAGAUGAAUUUGAAAUUGAAGAUACAGAAAUUUCCGAGUCUGAUGAAAAGAAAGUAUACGUUGAAAUACAAGAAGAAGCAGCAGUAGAUGUAGAAAGUGAAAAACCUGUCCAUCUGGAAGAUACAAUGGUUGGGACAAAAGUAGAAGAAUCAGCAAUAGUUUCUGAUUUGCUUGAAGAAAGUCAAACAUUAGAUGAGCAACCUCAAAUUGAUGAGAAGCAAACUGAAGAACCUAAAACAGAACGUACAGAAAUUGAAGAACUAAAAACGGAAGAACUACAAACAGAAGAGUCUGAGCCUGAAGAACCUUCAACCGAACUUGACGAACUACAAAGAGAAGAAAUACAAACCCAGAUGCCACAAACAGAUGGACCACAAACAGCAGACACUGGAGCUGAAGAAUCUGCAACUGAAAUUGAGCAACAACAAAAUGAUGAGACAACAGCAGAAGAAAUAGCAACUGAAUUUAAGGAAUCGCAAAUUGUGGGGGCUAAAACAGAAGAAUCUACAAAUGCAGAAUUACAGGCACCACAGGGAACUGAUGAGCUGCAAACAAGUGACACUGUAUCUGAGGAACAACUAAUUGGGGAACGACAAACAGAAGAACUCAACUUACAAGAAACACAACUUGAAGAACCAGAAUCCAAGGAAACUGAGGAACCACAAUCAGAGAAAACUGAAAAACCAUACACAGAGAUUCUGCAAUCUAAGGAAUCUGAGAUUGAGGAAUUUGAUGAGUCUAUAGAUCAGGAGACACUAGCGGAAGACUCACAGGCAUCACCUGCUGAGGACACAAAGGUAGAUGAACCACAAUCAGAGGAAACUGAAGAACCAUAUACAGAGGUACUGCAAACUAAGGAAUCUCAGAUUGAGGAACAAGAAUUUGACAAGCCUCUAGACAAGGAGUCACUAGCGGAAGACUCACAGGCAUCACCUGCUGAGGACACAAAGGUAGAGGAACCACAAACAGAAGAGCCUGAAACUGAGAAACCAGACAUUGAAGAGCUGGCAGUAAAAGAUACACCAUCGGAUGAAUUACAAACAGAAGAGAUAAAAACUGAAGAAGCAACAACUGAUGAACCCACAGUUACUGAUUCACUAGCUGAUGAACAACAAAUUGUAAAAAUUAAAGAGGAUGAACAGUUGGAAGACGAAGUUCCAAAUGAGAAAAGCCCUAGUGGCGAAAAACUAGAAGAGCAGAGUGAAGAACAAGAGUUUAGUAAAGUCAAUAUUGAAGAGGAAGAAGUAGAAGCAGUUGAUUCAAUUGUAACUGAAUCUAAUGUUAUAGCUCAAAGUGAUGUUCAAGCAGAAUGUGUUUCUGAGGAGCAAAUCACAGAAGGAUUUGUACAGCCAAUGGAGACAGAAACAGAGGAGUCAUUACAACCAAGUACAACAGAAGAGACAGUUGAAACCACUCUACUAGAUGAAGAAGACACAUCCAAGUUGAUUGUUAAAGAACAAAUUACAGAAGAAAAACAAGAAGAACAGGUUACAAAUGAAUUAAAAACAGAUGACACUGAAGAGGUUUCUAGAUCAGUCAUUGAAGUGGAAGAAACAAUUGAAGCAGCAGGUGUUACUGAGAACUAUAGUGAAAAAGAUGAAGAAGACACAUCCAAGUUGAUUGUUGAAGAACAAAUUACAGAAGAAAAACAAGAAGAACAGGUUACAAAUGAAGUAAAAACAGAUGACCCUGAAGAGGUUUCUAGAUCAGUCACUGAAGUGGAAGAAACAAUUGAAGCAGUAGGUGUUACUGAGAACUAUAGUGAAAAAGAUGAGUUGGAUGGUGUGUCUUUUAAUAAUAUACCCAAACCAGUGCAUACAGAAAAACAAGAAGAAUAUUCUCAAGACCAAAUUACUUUGGAUGACAUAGAAUCAUCAAGUCCAGUACAACAUUCCCCAAGCCCUCAAGAAAUCCAAGCAAGAAUGGAUGAAAUGAGAGAUGAAAUGGAAGCAAAAGACCAUCAAGAAAAGGAAAAGACAACGCCAGAGCUUGCACCAACUCCACCCGUCUCCCCAGCAGCAGUAGCAUCCCCUCCCAAGUCUCCUGUAGGAGUUGUUGCCCCAGUUAUUAUACCAGUUGAGGAAAAAACAGAAGAAAAAGUAGGGUCAUCAAAGGCAGAAGCAAAGGUGUCUACCAAAAAGGCAACAUCCACUAAGAAAGCAACACCAAAGAAAGCUGACUCAUCUAAGAAGCCUGCUGCUAAAACAGGUGAUAAGCCUACUAAAUCAACAGCACCGAAACCUAAGCCCGCAACUAAGAAGGCUGAAGUUAAAAAAACUGAUGUUAAGAAAACUGAUGUUAAGAAAACUGAUGUUAAGAAAACCGAUGUUAAGAAAACUGAUGUUAAAAAAACCGAUGUUAAAAAAACAAAUGAGAUUAACAAAACACAAACAGUAAAAAAAACAACAGCUAGUAAAGUUUCUGCCACAAAACCUGCAGAAAAGAAAGCUACAACAAUGAAAGAAAAGACAUCCACAGCAAAAUCUGAAUCUUCUACACCAAAGGCUAAACCAGAAUCAAAGCCUUUAGCCAAACCCACUAGUCUAAAAGCGAGCACUAAAGCAUCUACAACCAAAUCAGCAGCUUCAAAGACAUCUAAUAAAAAGGAAGAAAAGAAAUCAUUUGCAAGUCCUACCAAAGCAUCUGAAAGAAGAAGUACUGCUGAACAGACAGACAGCAAAAAGAAGGUGCCUUCACCUCCUACUGCAGCAUCUAAAAAAACAGAAUCCAAGCGCCCGACAUCAACACCGUCUGGGUCUAAUAAUAAGAAAUCAACCCCUCAGAAGUCAUCUUCAUCCCUAAAAAAGAAUGACUCGAAGAAACCGGACCCAAAGAAAGCACCUAGUAAGGCUGUCAAUGGAAAGUCUGGGAGUACUACUAAAUCUGCAGCAGCUCCUCCAAAAGAAAAACCAAUUCCAGUGAGUGGUCCUCCAGUCUACAUUGAUCUCACCUACGUCCCUAACCAUGCAAGCAAAGAAAACAUAAAUAUGGAAUUUUUCAGGCGUGUCAGAGCCAAGAACUACGUAAUUAGUGGUAAUAAUAAAGGCAGCGACCAACCAAGCUUACAUGUUUUAGAAGCACUUCUCGAAGGAAAGACAAAGUGGGAAGAUAAGGAUUUAGAAGUGACAGUGAUUUCAACCUAUGAUACACAAGUUCUCCAAGAUUGGGAAAUUAAUCGACAAAAAGAACUUGAGAAAGCAAAGAUUAUUGUCUCCCAGCCUGCCUGCUCAAGUGUUGUACAGAUGAAGGAUGAAACAUUCUAUAUGUACAAGGUUGAAUUUUGAAUAACCAGUAGCGUAAUGUUGAAUUUAGUAAUUUAAAAAACGCUAAAAUUAAAUGCUCCCAUGUAAACAGCUGAUAGAGGAAUGUUGUAAGAGUGUAUUGUCAACUUUUUAACAAUACUGCUUAUCACUCAGCUCAUGAUUAGCUACUAGAAGCUAAUACUGGUGACUGAAGAGAACUUCUUCUGUAUCCAUUCGUGAUUCAUUAAGAAGGCUUCACUUAUCUGAUGUAGAGUAGAGUUUUUUUGUGAGUAUACCCAGUGGUCACUUUUAUGUAGAGCUUAAUUUUUUAUUCAUGCCUUGUAUUUUUAGCCUGCAUUAACUAAAAAAAAAAUAUAGGUAGCUCUUGCAUAGAAUUGGUUAUUCGGUUCAUGCAUGUGUUCAGUGUAAAGACAACUCAUCUGCUUAUAAACACAAUUAUUUACGUUUUCAUAUUGAUUGUACUCACUGUCAAUGCCUAUUAGAUAGUAUGAUUCUGCACUUAAAAAAAUGAUGCAAUAUGUAGAAAAAUAGUUGGAUCGCACUCUUAGCCCAAGCCAGACACAUUGCAAUCAAAAUUCUUCCAGGUCUUUUAUUUAUGUGUACUUAAUCUGCUUGAUUCUCAUGCUAAUUUUUGUUUUUGUAAGAUAUAAUUAUUAAAUAUUGAUUUAUUUAUUUGCAAUGAUGUUCUUCUUUGGUUUUACGACAUGAAGGUGCCGGUGUUCCCCAGCAUGCAUAUUAUUAGUGCAAUAGAGGUUUUCCUUUGGAAGUGUAAUUAUUUAGACGCUACUUGAGUAACGUAUAGUUUAUAGUCCAUUAAUUUGCUUGCUUGGUUAAAAGUCAACAAAUCUAUUAAAAUAGUUUAUUUCUAUCAUAAUAAGGUAGAGAAAGGAAUUUUUUUUUGGCAAUUGAAUCUACUGUAUUGAUAAUCAGUAACAUAAAUUAAAUUUAGUUCGGGAAUAUUAUUAUCUUAAUUUGAUAAGCAAAUAUAUAAUUGUGUUAAUGUCAUUUACAUGACUGGUGUAUUUUUGGUCGCUUGUUGCUACAUUUGUGUUCAUAAAUCAUGGUUGAAAAAUGUGGUUUAGAUAUGUCUUACAGUUUCCUAUAGCUGAAAUGGAUUCAAAAUCGUGAGCGCCAGUGUCAAACAAUAGUUUUAAAAGGGCGCUAUACAAAUGACAAUUUAAUAUUAUUAUUGUUAUAAUUAUUAUUAUUAUUAUUGUUGAUUAUUAUUAUUAUUUUGUAAUUAUUAAUAUUUUGUAAUUAUUUAUUUGAAUUUGGUGUUGAAGUUCCUUUAUAUAUCAUGGAUGAUGUAAAUGAAGGUGUAUCGUUCCAUAGUCUAAAAAACUAUAAUUAAGAUUACAAAUAAUAAUUAAAAUAAAAGGCAAAUGAUUGUCCAUCAAAUAAUAAGGAAAUCUUAUUGUUGAACAACGAUAUGUUAAUGCUUAAUCGUGUUAUUAUUUGAAUGAAUAAGGAUUUAAUCCAAUACAAGUAGAAAAAAAUGAAAAAAUUGAGAGUAAGUAGAAAUUGAAGGUUAUGGGUGCAGUUCAAUUUACCAUACUCCCCUGAUUUAUAUCUUAAGUACACUCAUUGUGCAUGAUUGCAUUAUAACUAAUUCAUAGGUAGGCCUAAUAAGUGUUUUGGACAUUAUUGUCUCGUCUAGAGAAAUACUAUGUGGAAUAAUGUAAUUUAUUAAAAGAAAUUUAUUGUGCCAUAUAAUUAAACCAAGAGUAAUAAUAAAAAAAUUUAUAAUAUUUCAACAGAAAGAAGUUUAAGUUUUUCCAAAGGUCAGUAUUACUAUGUUAUAGUAGUAGAAAUUUAAGAGUUGAAGACCUAUUGGAUCUGAUUGUGUGUCCGUACAUUUUCCCAAAACGUUGAGCAUGGUAAAUGUAGGAAUGCUUUCAAAAUAGUUUUAAAAUCAGUGGAAAAAUUAGGCAUCAAAAAAUAGAAUGUUGUUUCUCCUGUAGAUUAACUUUCUGGAAUUAUCUACAUAUUGUAUGUUCUAAUAAUAGGACUUUUAAAUCUAUAAUUGAUUAACAAAAGUGUGGUUUCCUUUGCACUAUAUGAAUAUACACUUGAUUCAAGAAUUUUAAUAUGUAACAUUAUUCAGGCAUGCUUAUAGAAGUUAGAGUAUUCAUUUUAAAAGCUCGUUCCCAAGAUGUUGAAAACUCGCGAUUGUAUUAUUCUGUCCAUGCAUGCUAGAAACUUGCUGUGUUUUACCAAUUCGUCCAUUCAAAUUGUUUGAUAUUUUGAUCACAUUUCAAGUCAAUUCAAUCAAUUUGGUUAGUUUGGGUUAAGCUUGGUUUCUAUACAAUCGCUACAUGCUAUCGCCGACAGCUUUCGGUGAUGCUGAUUGGUCUGUCGAAUCGGGGAAGUUUCCCGAUUGCGUCAGGGACUGCUGCGCAGUACAACAAUUGUAUUGAAAACAUUGUAGCGACAGUGUAGCGAUUUUCAUGAAAUUAGGCUUAACGGUUAUUGCAUAAUGUGUAGUAUGCAAAAUGUAUCUAUUGUGUUUAUAUAAGUGAAACAUGGAAUUAAUAACAUUUAGUGGAACCAGAGAAUUCGGGGUAAUAAAAGCUGUAAAAGUUAAAAUUGAAAAUGUGAAGGGAUUUUAAUACAUGUUGAACUACGCAAUUGUAUACAAGAAUUAAGUGUUAAGUUGUGUGGACGCUCGUAACAAUUUUGAUUUUUCUGAAAUCAAGUGGUCUUUAGACACAAUGAGAGGUAGAAUCUGGUGAAAAAGAUGUUUAUUUUGAUGAUUAAUAUAAUUAUGUAAUUGUAUUGGGGUUUUUUUACAUAGGACUUUCUUUAUUAGGACGUACAAAUAUUUUUAAAUGCCUCUUAUUAAUGGCCUCUUUAUUUCUGGACAGCACACACUGGUAAAAUACAUAGUGAUACAUUUUCAACACUAAUUAGUAUUUAAUCAAACAAGUUGUUUACUAGUUCUUACAAAUUUCACUGAAUUAUAUAGUCAAUGUUACAGUCUUUCAAAACAUCUAACUGCACAAUAAUGCUUUACAUUUUAAUUGCCUGAACUGCAUGAUGUUUCUAUAUUCAUAUUUACUCUUAAAACAUUAUAUUAUGAACCAACACAACAUGCUGAAGAAUAUUACUUGAUAUAGGAUUUGAGAUAUAAACAUAACGUUCUUUAGCCUUUUAAGAAUUAUUAUGUAAUCAUUUACUUCAUAUUGUUAUGGCUUAAUUGGAUGAAUGUUAUUGUGACCCACACUCUGCCUGUAGGUGUAUUUAGUAAAUUAGAAAUUCAUGAUCUACUGAUAGAUAUAACACAUGCGAAAGAAAUGUUAUGCUAAAUCAUGUUAGGUGCAGGUGUGUUCACUGUGUAAAUUAGGGGGAAUUGUCAUUGAAUUUUCAAUUUGCCAUCGUUGUACCGCUUUAUUUGAUUUUAAGACUUCCGUAAAUAUCGUGCUUAUCAACUGCGGCUUGGAAUAAGAUCUCGAAAAUAACGAAAAGGUUUUUGGUGUGCUCUUUUGGUGGCGCGAGUUUGUAUAUGUUAUUGAUGCAAUGUACUGCUUGCAUGAAAUAAAGAUAAAAUAAAGUAAAUUUA